This is a messenger RNA of Pieris macdunnoughi, 1500 nucleotides long. The record is from the annotation of a GenBank genome assembly. Lineage: Eukaryota; Metazoa; Arthropoda; Insecta; Lepidoptera; Pieridae.
AUGCAGUUAUUAAGAAAAUUAUUGCCAGUCUUAGGUUCACCUAAAAAUAGUUUAAGAUUUUGUUCAUUGAAGGGAAAUGAGAAUGUUGCUUCAAAUCUUAAAUCAUGGAAAGAGAUUCCUGGACCUUACUCAUUACCAAUCAUUGGACAGACUUUGCAUUUUUUGCCGGGAGGAUCACUCGCUAAUCGUGAAAUAAUGUUGAAUACACUUUACGAUAAAUUUGGACCUAUUGUACGAUUGGAAGGAAAAUUUGGUGGGCCAACACUGAUAUUCAUUUUAGAUGCGGAUGCUGCUGCGCUUAUUUUAAGAAGCGAAAACUGGAUGCCCGUUCGUCCCGGAUUUAGGAGUUUAGAGUACUACAGAAAGAAAGUUAUUCCCUACAGUUCUGAUCAAUUAACGGGCCUCUUAACUGAUCAUGGUGAACCAUGGAAAAAAUUCCGGUCAAUAGUAAACCCAAUAAUGAUGCAUUCGAAAACUAUUAAACUCUACAGCAAAAUAUUGAACGAAGUUUCAGAUGAUACAGUUACAAGAAUGAAAUACGAACGUAAUGAAAAAAAUGCUAUUGAAAAUAUCGAUGAUGUAAUAUCGUUAUGGGCUUUGGAAACGAUUGGUGUAGUGGCUCUGGGUGGUCGAAUAAACUGUCUUGAUCUAAAUCUACCUGAAGAUUCUCCCGCCCGAAGACUCAUUCAAAUUGCCCACGAUAUAUUUGUUCUGAUAAACAAAUUGGACUUCCGACCAAGUUUAUGGCGAUACAUUUCAACACGGAACUAUAGGAAGCUAAUGAAUUGUUAUGCUGAACAAAAAAGCAUAAGCGAGUACUUCAUUAAAAAGGCGAUGGAAGAAUAUAAAUCUAAGGGAAGAAAAGACGAUGAAGAGAAGAGCGUUCUUGAGAAACUUUUGGAAAUAGAUGAGAAAGUGGCCGUCAUCAUGGCCACAGACUUGCUAUUUGCUGGUGUGGACACAUCUGCACACACAAUGUUAGCAACAUUAUACCUACUAGCAAAAAAUAAAGAUAAGCAAGAAAAACUAAGAGACGAAAUAAUGUCUCAGAAUGAGAAGAAACCCUACUUGAAAGCCUGCAUUAAAGAAUCCUUACGUAUAAUGCCUAUUGUAGCUGGAAAUCUGAGGAUGACCACUAAAGAUUAUAAUAUUUUAGGUUAUAAUUUACCGAAGAACACAUUAGUAACAUUUGCUCACCAGUUUUUAUCAACGAGUGAGCAACAUUUUCUACGUUCAAAAGAAUUCAUUCCUGAACGUUGGCUGGUUGAAAAGACUGAUCCCUUGCAUUAUGGAAGGGCACACCCAUUUGCGUGUAACCCUUUUGGCUUCGGUGUUAGAAGCUGCUUAGGUCGCCGAAUUGCCGAGUUAGAACUGGAGAUUCUAAUUUCAAAUAUACUAAAGCACUUCAGAGUGGAUUGGAUAGGACCACCAGCUAAAACCAAAGUAUACGGGAUCAACUACGUCGUUGGACCAUACUAUUUUCUUUUCGAAGACUUGUAG